This is a messenger RNA of Archocentrus centrarchus (flier cichlid), 1626 nucleotides long. It is a transcript of the gene tm4sf4, whose product is annotated as transmembrane 4 L six family member 4. The coding region runs from base 286 to 897 and encodes 203 amino acids. The record is from RefSeq and is a predicted model, not a curated record. Gene Ontology annotation, cellular component: membrane. Lineage: Eukaryota; Metazoa; Chordata; Actinopteri; Cichliformes; Cichlidae. The transcript has 5 exons.
GCGAGGUAGACACACCACUCAGUAAGGUCAGAGAUUUGUUGAGAAAUUUUUAGGGUGUGUUGGGACACCACAGGUAGAGAUAAAAUACAGGUCUAAGGCAACAGGUGCAGCCAUAUUCUUCAGUGCCACACCAAAUUUUAUGAUUUGACCACCCUUGGAGUGUAUAAAGGCUGGGACUGAUUUAAGUCUAAAUAAUUCAACGGAAAGAGCAACCCAGGCAGAGUUUUAAAGCCCACUUCAGGUGUUGUUGGUCCUGUCAGGAGCUGUCGAAGCAUCAGCGUUAGAAUGUGUUCAGGUGGAUUUGCCAAAUGUCUGGGGAUCUCUCUGAUGCCCCUGUCCAUCGUGUGUGUGCUGUGCAACAUCCUGCUCUUCUUCCCCGGCGGAAAGCCGGAGGACAGCGAACACAUUACAGAACAGGUCUGGUACUUUGGAGGCAUUCUGGGAUCUGGAGUGCUGAUGAUCUUCCCAGCUCUGGUGUUCCUGGGUCUGAAAAACAAUGACUGCUGCGGUUGCUGCGGCAAUGAAAGCUGUGGGCGAAGAUUUGCGAUGUUGAGUUCCAUACUGUUUGCAGGUGUUGGUGUUUUAGGUGCCGGUUACUCAGUUAUAGUUUCUGCAGUGGCCAUCAACCAUGGACCUAAAUGUCUCUUUGAAGAAGGCAACACAACGGACUGGGGCUAUCCCUUCUCUAAUGGAAACUACCUGGGCAACUCAUCUUUGUGGGAAGCAUGUCAAGAGCCAAAAGGUGUGGUGAACUGGCAUCUGUCUCUGUUCUCUGUGCUGCUGGUCAUGGGUCUAAUCCAGGUGGCGCUGUGUGCUGUGCAGGUGAUAAAUGGCCUGCUGGGAGCUCUGUGUGGGGACUGCUGUGGCUGCUGUGGAGGGAGCGAUGGUGCCGCCUGAACACUUCAUGUGGCUGAAGGCAGCUGACUUUCCUGUAUUUAUUCUGGCUCUCGAUGAUCUGAUUCUUACUUUAAACUAAAUGCUGUGGCUGAAAUAUUUUGCAAAAGAGCUCAUUGAUCACAGUGUGGACUUAUCUGAAAACACUGUGGAAAUGGAUAUGAACUUUUUAUGGGUUUCCUAUUAACUUCUCAAUGACCCUGGAUGAGUCUGUUUUCUUAUUAUUAAAUCUGAAUGUGCUACGCUGCAAAUAAUUUCCAACACUAACUGCUGGAGUCCCUGAUCACCUCCUGCUGUAUGCAUUUACUCAUUCUGUGGAGUUAAACCUGCUUUGAUAAGAAAAUAUAUUUUAUGUAUAAAUAGAAAAUGAGGUCAUUGGACGACGGAUUUUAUUUUUUCUAUAUUUUUUCUUGUGUGGUCAAACCUAAAUAAAUGUAACUCCUUAAAACACCUUAUUUUAUAGAAAAGGAGGGGUUUUUUUUCUUGGGAUAAGAUAUUUUGUUGUUUGACUGCCUCCUGCUGGGGAGGCUGUAAAAUAAACCUACACUUGGCUAAAAAUAAUAAUACAUCUUCCAGAGAGUGGUGUUACUAAAAGACUUGUUCUGUUUCUUAAAUCUUUUAUAUGUUAUUACUACAGUUACUGCUUUCAACCCAAAUUACUCACUAUGGGUGUUUUUCCCCCUUCUUUUUGAUACAAUUGUAAGUCUUCUCAUGAGACUUUAAAUUGUCUGA